This is a messenger RNA of Caenorhabditis briggsae, 741 nucleotides long. The record is from RefSeq and is a predicted model, not a curated record. The transcript has 2 exons. NCBI's taxonomy places the organism in Eukaryota, Metazoa, Nematoda, Chromadorea, Rhabditida, Rhabditidae. The coding region runs from base 1 to 741 and encodes 246 amino acids.
AUGAACCAACUAAUAAGACACUUCCAACAAAAGAAUUUCGAACUUUGGCAAGCUAGAAUGCAGAAUGAAACGGAUAUGGCAGUUCAAGGAAUCAUUCGCGAAGAUCCAGAUCUUAAUAGAAACUAUCCGGUUCGCUUCCAACCUAAUUUUCAGUCCUCCGAGAGAUAUCAAAUCGUUCAAAACCUUACACCAAUAAAAAUUCAGAAGCCUAUCCAGAUUCAGAAGAAACAUAUAGAGAAUCAAGAAAGAACGAAAAAUUAUUCUGAUUUGAGAGCCAAAGCACUGUUGUUUCGAGUAAAUGCACAUGAGAACUGGUUAUUCUUUGAAGAGAGAAGAAUCAGACAAGAAGAACGAAGAGCUUUACUCAGAAGACAAGAAAAUCAAAGGAAUGAAUUCGUAAGAAAUGGAAACAAAGAAACUGACGAAUCGGAAUGGCAAGCUUAUUGUCGGAAGAUGCGAAACGACUUGAGAAAUGAACAGGAGAAUGGAAUCAUUGAAAAAUAUGGAUAUCCGUCCAGUUGUUUAUCGCUCAACAAGUAUAUGAAUUCGUCACGUCUUCCAGACUCCAGAGAGAAAUCUGCAUUAUACAAUGGCGAUUCUGGAAUCGAUUCUAACCUUUCCAGUUCAUCGAUUGGAACUUUGAACUCGGAAAAAGAAAAUCUCCGAUUCGAGGAUAUUAUUCUAUCAAGUUCUGACGAUGAGGACGUCCAGAAACCUUGCAUCCCGUUUUCAUCAAACUAA